Molecule: messenger RNA, 1166 nt
Organism: Fragaria vesca subsp. vesca
Lineage: Eukaryota; Viridiplantae; Streptophyta; Magnoliopsida; Rosales; Rosaceae
Product: UPF0359 membrane protein D1046.5-like
Exons: 6
Coding region: 76-993 (305 amino acids)
Biological process (GO): G protein-coupled receptor signaling pathway
Cellular component (GO): plasma membrane
Molecular function (GO): G protein-coupled receptor activity
Source: RefSeq, a predicted model, not a curated record
GCUCUCUUCGAUCGUCUUGAAUAGAUAGAUAGUGCUUUCUUUCUCUUGUCAAAUGCAAUCUCCUACUCCAGAGCUAUGUCAACAACACCAAACCUUACCCAAUACCUGAACGCCUCGGUCAACGCGCCGACGAUCCCGAGCCUUCCCGCCACCGUCGACGGCGACGAUCGGAGCUCUUCCACCUCAUUAAACUGCCAUGGCCUCUGGUACGACGCCGUCCUCGUCGUCUCUUCCCUCCUUUUCCUGCUCUACUUGGCCUUCCACGCCAAGAAGAACCUCAAGAAACUCUCUAAUGGCAGCUCGUACAUCAUGAUUUCCUAUUAUGCCCUCGUCUGGGUCGCCGCGCUUCUCAACCUCGCCUGGUCCGCUCUUCAGGGUUGGCAGUGCUCUGGUGGAAAGGCGGUGGCUUGGAAUGUGCUGUGUUUGUUCACAGCUUCUGCGAUGAUGUGCUUGGAGAUUAGUUUGGUGGCUUUUUUGCUCCAGGAUAAUUACACAAGUGGGGUUGAUGCUUUGGCUCAGACUUUCCUUAUCUCCGGGAUCGUUGUGAGUGUGGAUAUGCUGCUCAAGGCAAUCUAUGUAUUUGGAUUUGGCGUCCCUCUCUUCAUGGUUGGUAUUGGAGGUACAACUGGAGCCUUGUGGGGCCUAUGGUUCUUCCACAAAUUGUUGCUCACUGCAGUUUAUGGCUUCAUAUUGUUUGUGCAUUUCUCUAAAUGGAGAGAAAAGCUUCCACCCAGACCAGCCUUUUACAACUACAUUCUCAUAAUGUUUGCGUUUGGUGCUGUGACAUUGUUGGCUUGUGGGCUUGCUGGAAUCGGGGCUGGUUUUGGCAUUUGGUUGUACAAUUUGACAGAUAUAUGUUACCACUCUCUCUAUCUUCCAUUUCUAUAUGUAACCUUUCUGGCAGAUUUUUUCCAGGAAGAAGAAUUUCUUCUGGAUAAUGCAUAUUACUCUGAGAUGAAGGAUGCAGGGUUCUUUGAUGCUGAUUGGGAUUAGCCCCUUGGUAAACUGUAGCCUUGCUUUGUAUACCUUGUAAAUAAGAUACCAUUUGCAUUUCAAGGGUAUGUUAGCGCAUUAAAUGAAAACCAUACACCCUUUGGGUGAAAAUUGUAAAUGCAACUUUGUGAAGUUAGUGAGAGCAAAUCUAAUUUCAUUACCAUUUCUGCUUG